Messenger RNA from Sander lucioperca (pikeperch), 1481 nucleotides. RefSeq names its product cathepsin 12 (gene cts12). The transcript is spliced from 8 exons. Gene Ontology annotation, molecular function: cysteine-type endopeptidase activity. The record is from RefSeq and is a predicted model, not a curated record. The coding region runs from base 267 to 1325 and encodes 352 amino acids. Gene Ontology annotation, biological process: immune response. Gene Ontology annotation, cellular component: lysosome. NCBI's taxonomy places the organism in Eukaryota, Metazoa, Chordata, Actinopteri, Perciformes, Percidae.
GUCAGGUGUUGUGCUCACUUAUAAACAGGUCAUUGAAGGAUUUACAAUAUUGCAGCUUUAGCUCUCUCUAAACGAUAAUAGAGGUAUUGGAGCAGGCAAAGCAUCUUAUUUUUGUUGACUAAUGUCCUUCUCAGGUGCUGGCAUAAGUGUUGAUUAAGGGAUCCAUUAAAGUAUAGUGAAAACAUGUAGGCUACUUAUUGCUAAGCUUUAUAAGGAAGGUUGACAGUGAGUCUGUUGCUGUGUAGCUGUGGAGUAUCUGUCAGACCAUGGGAACAAAACAGACUCACAUCCAUGAAGUGCAGCUGGCCUACUUCCUGCUGCGAGCGGCGCUGCUCUCUGUGCUGCUGUGCGGCCCGCAGCAAGUGGCCUCGGACUCAGAUGAAGUGGUCCAGACGGAGUGGGAGGUCUGGAAGAGCAGCUACGGCAUAGCUUACGAAGAAAUGGACGACGUGCAAAGGAGGGCCAUUUGGGAGGAAAACAAGCACGUGAUUGAAAACAAUAAUCAAGGGUUUUUCAUGGGGAUGAGGCCGUUCACUAUGGCCAUGAAUAAAUAUGGAGACCUGACGAGAAACGAGUACAAGGUUUUGCAAGGUGCCACGAUAGACUCCCAGUUUGUGAAGCGAGGGAAGACAGUCUCGGGCCGAAAGCUGCGUAUCAAUGCUAAAAAGUUAGAUGCUACGAUUGUGGACUACAGGAACAUGGGUUAUGUCACUGAGGUGAAAGACCAGGGUUACUGUGGCUCAUGCUGGGCCUUCAGCACUACGGGAGCUAUCGAGGGACAAAUAUACAAGAAGACAGGUCAGCUUGUAUCGUUGAGUGAACAAAACCUGGUGGACUGCUCCAGAUCGUAUGGUACCUACGGCUGCAGUGGUGCCUGGAUGGGCAACGCCUAUGACUACGUGGUCAACAACGGGCUGCAGUCGACAAACACCUACCCAUAUACCUCAGUGGACACCCAGCCCUGUUACUACGACAGCAGACUUGCAGUUGCCCAUAUCAAAGACUACAGGUUCCUGCCCAAAGGAGAUGAGCAGGCUCUGGCUGAUGCCGUGGCAACCAUCGGUCCAAUCACAGUAGCUCUUGAUGCAGAUCAUUCCAGCUUCCUGUUCUACAGCUCAGGAAUAUACGAUGAGCAAGCCUGUAACCCUAACAAUCUGAGUCACGCGGUGCUGCUGGUCGGCUACGGUUCUGAAGGAGGCCAAGACUACUGGAUUAUCAAAAACAGUUGGGGAAGCAGUUGGGGUGAAGGCGGCUACAUGCGAAUGGUCCGAGAUGGCAAAAACACUUGUGGCAUUGCGAGCUAUGCUUUGUACCCUAUUCUGUGAUUCUGAUAAGAUGCUUCAGUCGUGUGUUAAUGCUGAACUCUUUCACUGCUGUCAGUGGGUCUCGGAAAACAACAUCAGUUAUUGCUUUAACAGCCCAUAUCAUCUCUAAAACACUCCUGUCAUCCAUAUUUUCUGAACCUUUCUGACACUGUAUAC